AUGCUCCGGUCGACGCUGCGGAAGAUGCAUCCCUUCCUCGCCGCCGCUGGCGUGGUCGACGUGAUCCUCGUCUCCAUCAUGCUGCCUUCGUGGAACGUCGUGCUCCUGCGCGUGGCUGCGAUCUUGCUCGGGCUCGUAGCCUACACCAUCCUCACGAAGGAAGCGCCCCCGACGCGCGAGGUCUGCACGCUCCUCUCGCUCGCGUCCGAGCAUCAUGCCAUGUACGAAGACGACGACGACGACGACCUCCAGGAGUCACCUCGACAAAGCGGCUUCGAGUGGCAGCCGCAAGGCUUUGGUCGCAUCGAGCCGGGCUGCCGGCCGCGCCCGACCCCCAACGCCGACGAGUUUGGUUCCCCGAUGAUGAAGCGCAACAGCAAGAGCUUCGAGAUUGAGGAUGAGGAAGACGACGAUUCGAGCCCCGAUUCGUCGCCCAUCCGCCGCCACAAUGGCAGCACGGCCGUCCGGCAACUCGUGGACUUCGACACGUAG
This is a messenger RNA of Saprolegnia diclina VS20, 492 nucleotides long. RefSeq lists its product as hypothetical. Bases 1 to 492 code for a protein of 163 amino acids. The transcript has a single exon. Lineage: Eukaryota; Oomycota; Saprolegniomycetes; Saprolegniales; Saprolegniaceae. The record is from RefSeq and is a predicted model, not a curated record.